This is a messenger RNA of Stegodyphus dumicola, 5746 nucleotides long. RefSeq lists its product as uncharacterized. The record is from RefSeq and is a predicted model, not a curated record. Gene Ontology annotation, biological process: regulation of transcription by RNA polymerase II. Gene Ontology annotation, molecular function: RNA polymerase II cis-regulatory region sequence-specific DNA binding; DNA-binding transcription factor activity, RNA polymerase II-specific. NCBI's taxonomy places the organism in Eukaryota, Metazoa, Arthropoda, Arachnida, Araneae, Eresidae.
CAAUGUCCGCCCGUAAAAACGAGUGAGUUAUUGGCGGUGCAGCGCAACCGUCGCUCGCCUUACGCUUCAUUAUAAUAAUCGUUCGCUCGUUUUUUCCCUCGCACUUUCUGUCUCUUUUUUUCCCAAUUAUUUAUUUAUUUAUUGAGUGAUCAUUUGCUCCGACCGCACGCCGCGUUCCGUCCCUUUCUCUCCCCCCACCACUUCUUUGAUCUUUCUCCCCUCCCCCCUGUCUUUUUUGGCGCGUGAUUUUAUUUCUUCCUCGACGGGCGGACAGUGCGGUGUGAUCUCUCGCGGCGGCUCUUCAUCUGACCGGGAGGGUCUAGCGAUGGGUAACGGCUAUUCGACCGUCCCUGUCCGGCCGGAGCCAUGACGGACGGACUCUCACUCGGAGUCAAGGACAGUCCGUUGAAUUUCGGAGAAAUGGGCAGCGCUUUUAGAGUGGUCACUCCAAAAAGGCCGAGAGAAGGCAUCCCAGGUGUUGGAGUACCGACACUGACUGCUGCUUCUCUUCGGCCAUCCUUCCCUCUCCUUGCGGAUGGACUUCCAACGUACUAUUCGGGACUUUGGUGUGGCACCCCUCUGUCCCUCAAGGACCCAACUCUACCCCUCUUCCCUCUCUUUCCCCACUACUUGCCAUCCUAUGGAUUUUCCGUGGAAACCAGCUCUGCUCCAAAUGCUGGAGAAAGUUCAUCCGCUACAGCAGCGCGGCUGGCCAGUGAGGGUUCAUCAGCAUGGGAGACUUGCGGCAACGAAAAAGACAUUCGUUCAUCUUUAACGCCUCUAGCCAUUGGUGACUUUAAGCCACUCGGUUUGUCAUCGUGGCCCACGGACUUAAGGGUGAGACCAGUGCCUGUCUCCACUUGUCAUGGAUCAGCUAAUCUCUUCAGGUCGCAGGCUCAGAGCUCUUCUAAAAACGGCGAUGGAAGCCCUAGGUUGGUAAGUGGAGGACCAACCAGCAGCCCAUCGCUCUUUCGCCCAGCUUUCACUGCCGGACUUUCGUGCUUUGGACUGUCUCUGUACAGCUUUGGUGCCCAUUCUGGAUCUCAUGUGGACAAGUCAUUGUCAAGCCCUGAUGGUGUCCUCAAGUCAUCUCCUACAGGGGACGUAUACUCGUGCGUUAAGUGUGACAAGAUGUUCAGUACACCACACGGCCUAGAAGUGCACGCGAGGCGAUCUCAUAGUGGAAAAAGACCUUUCGCCUGCGAACUGUGCAACAAAACUUUUGGCCAUGAGGUUAGCCUCAGCCAGCACCGGGCCAUCCACACAGCGGAGCGGACUUUCGAGUGCAAACAGUGCGGAAAGUCCUUCAAGCGGUCUUCCACGCUUUCAACGCAUCUGCUGAUCCACUCCGAUACCAGGCCCUACCCUUGUCAAUAUUGUGGGAAAAGAUUCCACCAGAAAUCAGAUAUGAAGAAACAUACUUACAUACAUACUGGUGAAAAACCUCACAAAUGUGCAGUUUGUGGCAAAGCUUUUAGCCAAUCCUCCAACCUCAUAACUCACAGCAGGAAGCACACUGGUUUCAAGCCUUUUGCCUGCGAAAUAUGUGGACGAGCUUUCCAGAGAAAAGUAGAUCUGAGAAGACACAAAGAGACUCAACACUCCGAGAUCCACCACAUACCUUGAAUGACAGAGAUGGUUUCAACUUCCUUCUCUUUGAAGUCCUAGGCGAUCCGGGCCAGAAAUCAAAACAGUGGACCAAUCAUCCAAGACUUACUUGCUUCGGACUCUCAGAAUGGAAUAGAGUCUCCAGGAUCCCUUUUAUAUGUCACAGACACGUGAUUAAGAACGAUAUAAUAUGGAGAAAUAAAAUUUCAGGCACUGAGUUCAAAACAAUACUUGCCACCUUGAAGAAUAACUCUUUCCUAUCAUUACUUGCUAGUGUUAUUUUCAGCAGAUAAAUAAUUUUAAAUCGCAAAAAUCCGUGUUUCUUAAUCUCACAUACGUUAACAAAAUGCUUCUUCUUUUUAUUACGUAUUUCUUUGAUAAAUAUUAAUAAAUAACCUAAUAUUACGUUUUCUCGUAAAUAUAAUUGUAUCCUUAAUUUUGAACAUUAUGCAACAUAUGAUGGAGAAUCCGAUAAAAUAACUGGAAGAAUGAUUUUCCCAGGUUUUAGUGAUGAAACCUUUAAAUAGCAUUUUAUGAUGUAAUAAUGCAACAGGUUAUGGCAAAACGAUUAUGCACACAAGUUGUUGCUGAUAAUCAUCCAUUUAUUUGUGUACCGAAAGCUAGGAUUCAGGAUUUCAUUAAUUCAUUUUGCAGUGUUCUGAAAUCUUUUUCGUAAUUCCAAAAAAUAUUCCCGGGAAAUUCUUAGGGAUAACUUUUAAAUCUUUAUUCUAUUUUAAUUUCUUUACUUUUAAAUGUUUAUUCUAUUUUAUUCUAUUUGAAUCAUGCAUUUUGUUUAAUAUGGUCGAAAAUUAAUUCAUUUACGUCACUUUUUAUUAUUGAUUCGUUCUGAAUAUUCAUUUGAUUAAUAUAAUAAAAGUUAAUUAAUUCAUCUUAAAAACUGAAUAUUUUUUAAAUAUUUAAAUGUUUCCAGUUUUUAGUCUAUCGAAAAAAUACGUAGUUGUAUAUUAAAAAUUUCAGUUACUGGUGAAUUUUUUCUGUCUUUUAUUGAUAAGUGAAAAUCUUGCUAUAAUGAAUUUAAUGAAUAAUUUACAGCAAAACGUGCUGAAUUACGAUAAGUUAAAUUUUCAUUACCUACGCACAUUAGUUACGCAUUUCACCAUUUAUUAUGAAAAUAUUACUAUUUUUUAAAUUUAGUAAUCCCAAAGUAAAAUAGUUUAAAGCUUAAAUCUAACAAUAAAUUUAUAUAUUUCAUUUGAUGCGCAGUACUUCUAAUGUUCUACAUAUUGUGGUUUUCAAGAAACAGCAUAUGGUGCCCAAAAAUAUUUCCAAGACUUUUAAAAUUUUAAAUGUUUACUACCUAAAAGACUAGGAAUUUGAAAUGUUUAUCUAUGUGAAAAAACUUUUUUUUUUUUUUUUUUUUUUUUUUUUUUUUUUUUUUUUUCCAUAAAACUUAUAAAUAAAUAUUAUUUCUUCUUUAGCCAAACUUAAUUGUGUUAAAGAGCACUAAUGUUGUUUUCAAAGUAAUCUACACUGAUAGGGCAAAACUGCAAUUAAAUGAAAUUUUUGUAUAUAUUUCGAGCAUUUCGUUUUAUGAACUGUACAUUUUGUGACAGUUUCAGACAGCCGGUGACGCUUUUACCUGUGGGUGUUGUAAAAGCUUAAGUUCCUAAGAAGAGAAAAAUAAACAGUGAUGUUCCUGUAACGUCUAUAUUAAAGACACAUUGUCUAGCUGUUGUGUUACAUAAUACCCAAAUUGUAAAUCGAUCUUUGUGCUUUGGAGACAAGGACUUAUUCAGAACACAAAUUAAUUUGUGUCUGUAAAAAGAACUCCUGUAGCAAAGUCGUUGUAUAUGUAAAAAAAUAAUUGUAUAAAUGUUUAUGUAUUUUUGUCUUCAGAUUUUAUUAUCUGCUUUUUUAGAAAUAUGCUUUUAUAAUUUUUUGUAAAUGAAUGAAUUUUGUGUCCGAAAUUAUUAUCUUAAAGCAGUAUUUUCCAUAAUCCUGCUUCUAAAAUUCCUUCACUGUUUUUUCUGUUUGAAAAUGAAGUCAAAAGAUGAAAAUAUGUACUCUUACAUAUCCUCUGGUAUAAACAUAAUCCGAUAAAUAUAGUUAAAUAACUAAGACAGGAUCUAAUAAUCAAGAAUUGCAUACUGAUUUUAAAAAAAUUUUAAUCAAUUAAAUAACAUUUAUCAUUUUCAAUUCUGUUGGAUUACAGUAUAUUGUAAUCAGCAUCAUUUUUAUCAGAACCUUACUUUUAUAGAAAUAUUUUAAUAAGUUUUACCAACAGGAAUGUAAAAAGGUAAGAAAUCAAAUCAAUAAAUCAAGAUUUAUUCGUAAUGAAAUCUUAUGUUUACAACGCUAAACAUGUCAAAAUAUCUUUCAGCUGUUUCCUCUUUGCUAUUUCUUUCCUUUAAAAUGUCACAUAAAAUUAUCACGCCCCUCUUCGCAUUUUAUGGUGCUUAAGUAUUAUUCUCAUCUAAAUGUAAAUAUCAUUAAAAGUUUCCGUGAUGCCGAAUAAAAACCCAUUUUAUGUUUUUUUCCACUAGAUGUAAAGUCGUAAACAAACUGAAAAUGUUUCUAUGACUAAAAUAAAUUCUAUCUUGCAAAAAUAUUUCCCCUUUCCACCUCUUCCAACAAAAGAAAUAUGCUUGAAUUACAGAUAACACACUAAAAUUAUGUUUUAGAUCCUUAGUUAAUAUUAUUUCUCCGAAAACAAGCUGUGUUUUUGCCUGAAAAGCUCGGAAAGAAUGCCAAGCCUAUUUUUUAUUUAUAUUUUGCUUUAUUAGAGUUUAAUAUUCAUGAAACUUGUUCUGUACCUUUUUCGAAACUAACUGAUAAAUUUUCUGAAACCUUGACAAACAAUUUCUUAUUCAUUUCUACAGAUUGAAGUAAUAACAUAGAUUAUUAAGUUCUGGAAAAAAAAAGAAAGAGAUAUAAUAAAAGUAAAAUUAAUCAAUUAUAUAUUAUGAGUGAUUUACUCAAGAAAUUAAUAGCAUUUUUCCAAUGAUCAGUUUAUAUAAGAGUAGAUUCAUUAAUUAAUUAUUUCUAUCUAAAUUAACAUGAGGAUCUUAUUUAAUAUUAUCGUUACAGAAAACUAAUUUAAAUAUUGAAUGCAGAGAAUUAAUGUAAAUAAAAUAUAAUUUCUAUCCCUCAAUAGUUAUGAAUUCAUUUUUAUUAUAGCUUUUAUCUUAAAUAUAUAUGCUGGAAUUUAAAAAAAGAAUAAAUUAAAAACUAUCUUUAUACAUAUAUUACUGUCAGGUUAAACUAAUUGUUCAAAUAUAAUGCUGAGAAUUUUAUGAAAUUUUUGGCAUUUAAAUGUUUUUCCUCGUUUUCUAGUUUACAGAUUUUAAUCUGUUAAGUUCCAUUGAAGACUUAUAUUACUAACUUCGCAUUAUAUUUUAUGAAAUAGUAAUAGUAACAAAUUUAAACGUGGAAGUUUCAUAUUCCAAACAUUCUACAUAUAUUGCAGUUUAAAAUAACAAAUUUAAUUUGGUUGCAUAAGUUAUCUAAGCAAGUUAAUAGAUAUAUCUCGUAAUUUAAAUCUAAAGAGCAUGUAUCUGAAUUUAAUAACUUAAUUUUAUUUAGUUUUUUUUUCCAACACAUUUGCGAUUAAAGAAGAAAAAGAACAUAUCCAGUUAUUACUAUUAUUAUUAUUGAUUUUACUGUUUUGAAUGUUAAUGUAGUUUCUUAUAAUUAUUAUUUAUUUAAGGAGAAAUAUCCUAUAAGCAGCGUAUCUGUAUUAUUCAUUACUCUUUCAGAAAAAUUAUCAGCUCUCUUAAGCAUUUUAUUUGAAAGAAUGAUUCUAAAAUUUAAAAAAAUGAAUACAUUAAUAUGUGGAACAAAUACCUUUAAAGUCAAGAAUUAAAUUUCAUCCAUUUUAAGAAAUUUUGCAUUAUUCAUGUGAAUAGAUUUGUAUUAAGGCUGUAAUGUAAUUGUAUUCAAUGGUAAAAAUUUCCCUACAAAGAUGAAUUUUAUAUUGUGUUAUAAAAACGGUGCUGACGAAGUCUGAAUUUUCCUUACUGGAAAUUUCACAAAUUGUUUCGCUUCUUCAUUUUCUUGAUGCGAAUAACAGACUGAUUUUUAUUGUAAAAUGUACAUAACUGACUUUUUGCUGAGCAUUGGCAUUAUAUUAUAUUAUAAAUAUUGUUAUCUGAAAGUAAUAAAUAUAUGUCAUUUAUUA